Malassezia pachydermatis is the source of this 777-nucleotide messenger RNA. Its product is annotated as enoyl- hydratase. The transcript has a single exon. Gene Ontology annotation, molecular function: delta(3)-delta(2)-enoyl-CoA isomerase activity; enoyl-CoA hydratase activity. The record is from RefSeq and is a predicted model, not a curated record. Gene Ontology annotation, cellular component: peroxisome. Gene Ontology annotation, biological process: fatty acid beta-oxidation. NCBI's taxonomy places the organism in Eukaryota, Fungi, Basidiomycota, Malasseziomycetes, Malasseziales, Malasseziaceae. The coding region runs from base 1 to 777 and encodes 258 amino acids.
AUGCCCUCAACGACGAAGGAGUACAAGUCUACCGACGGCACGCCGCUCGUGCGUCUCGAAUUUGAUGAGGCGAAGCGUAUCUGGGUCCUUGUUAUGCUGGGCAAGGAGACGCCGGACAACCGCAUGAGCCAUGUCUUGAUCAAGCAGGGCAUUCUUCCUGCGCUGCGUGAUGUGCGGCAGCAGUGGAAGGACUGGGUCGCCUCGGAGGACACGGGAAAGGGCGCCGCGCUAGUGACCACUGCCGAAGUGUCCAACAAGAUCUUCUCGAAUGGUCUUGAUCUGUUCAAUGCCAUUGCCGACCCGUACUUCUUCAACGAAUACCUCAAUGCCAUGUACUACGAACUGCUCACCUUCCCGAUCCCUACCGUCGCCGCCGUUGGCGGCCAUGCGUUUGCGGCUGGGUCAUGCUUGGCUUUUGCGCACGACUACCGCGUGAUGAAUGCCAAGCGUGGCUACAUUUGCCUGAACGAAAUUGAGUUUGGCGCCAAGAUCCCGCGCGGCAUGUACGGUGCCAUCAAGUCGGUCAUUUCGUCCAAGAUCCUCCAGCGUAAGUUGAUCUUGGAAGGCCACCGCUUCAGCGGGAAGGAGGCCCUCGACUUCGGUAUGGUCGAUGCCGUGGCGGACGGUGCGGAAGCCACGCUUGAGGCGGCCAUUGCCAUGGCAGACAACCUCCGCUCGCGUUCGAUUAAGAACGCAUGGCAAAUGAACAAGGAGCUUAUUUACGACGACAUGCUCUCGAUGCAGUUCGAGCCGAUGCAUCUGACCGUGAAGUUGUAG